Molecule: messenger RNA, 1179 nt
Organism: Verticillium alfalfae VaMs.102
Lineage: Eukaryota; Fungi; Ascomycota; Sordariomycetes; Glomerellales; Plectosphaerellaceae
Product: sorbitol dehydrogenase
Exons: 2
Coding region: 1-1179 (392 amino acids)
Biological process (GO): D-sorbitol catabolic process
Molecular function (GO): L-iditol 2-dehydrogenase (NAD+) activity; zinc ion binding
Source: RefSeq, a predicted model, not a curated record
AUGCCUGUCCCCACGUCGUCGGUUGAGACGAGAACGCUGGAGAACCCUGGUGUCGGCGAGCUCCAGAUUUCGAUUCGGAGUACAGGCAUUUGUGGUUCCGACGUCAGCUAUUACAAGAAGUUUGCCAAUGGCGACCUCUGUGCCUGCCAUCCCCUGUCCCUGGGACACGAGUCAUCAGGAGUUGUCGUUGCCAUUGGAUCGCAAGUCAACGGCUUCAAGCUUGGCGAUCGCGUGGCUCUCGAAGUCGGUGUGCCUUGCAGCCAGUGCUCCACCUGCAGGAAAGGCAGGUACAAUCUAUGCAAAAAGUUGAGAUUCAGGAGCAGCGCCAAAACCGUCCCCCACUAUCAGGGCACCCUCCAGGAUCGGAUCAACCACCCGGCCAACUGGUGCCACAAGAUUCCAGACCAUGUUUCCUUCGACUCGGCCGCUCUUCUCGAACCCCUUUCCGUCGCUAUCCAUGCGGUCAAUCGCGCCGCCCCAGCGCCUGGCUCCACGGCACUCGUCAUCGGUGCCGGGACAGUCGGCCUGCUGACUGCUGCCAUGGCGCGACAGGCUGGCUGUUCUGAGGUCACCAUCACGGACGUAGAUGCCGGCCGGGUCAACUAUGCCAUCACAAAGGGCUUCGCCACGCACGGCUAUGUCGUGCCCAACAUGCAGUCUGGCACCUCAACUCCGGCCGAUUCGGGCGUCAUGACGCCUUCCAGCAUCUUCUCAGUCCAGAGCGUGCAGAGCAAAUUUGACGGCGCAAAGUCACUUGCCGCCGAGCUUUUGGCCAUUACCAAGGUGCCUGAGUACCUUGACGACGAUGACGAGCAUGACGGUGUCGAUAUCGCUUUCGAGUGUACCGGCAAGGAGGUCUGCAUGCACACCAGCUUAUAUGCGACGAAGCCGGGCGGCAAGGUCAUCAUGGUCGGCAUGGGCACGCCAGUGCAGACACUGCCUCUGUCCGUCGCUCACCUCAAAGAAAUUGACAUCCUGGGCAUCUUCAGAUACGCCAAUACCUACCCGACGGGCGUUCAGCUUCUGUGCGCAAAGAACAGAGCCAACAUUCCGAACCUCGAUGACAUGGUCACGCACCGUUUCAAGGGGCUCGAGAACGCUUCCAAGGCGUUUGAGCUGGCGAGUCGGACGUUUGACGACGAGGGGAAAUUAGUGCUCAAGGUUGUUAUCGAGGCUUGA